UUAAUGAAGCAAUGUGGUGGUGAUAAUUAUUACUUCGGAACAAAUUGUAUUUACUGCUCAGAAUUUUAGCAAAGAUGUCGUUUAUCUGUCCGCCAUUUUUUCCGGUUCGACGAAAGUGGGGCAAACUACAACAGUGUCGCUGUAUCAGGUUGUGUUGUUUUCAACCCGGACACAGAUUGGCAUUUUCACUUCUUUCGGGAAGUUUAACAGGGUGUAAAUUGUCGCCAGUUAGUGUCAGGUAGACGAUGAAGCGGGCUGCAUCCCCCCCAGUGGUCGUCAGUGAAGAUGGCACUGUGGAGAUUCAAGUGCUGGAGGAGAAGCGGGCUCGUACAGAGGAAGAAGUCUGUAUUGACGAGGGCGUUAUAUAUGAAGAGGAGAUCAUACAGCCCCAGCAGCCUCCGCCUCAGUAUCAGAAUCUCAUCAUCCAACACAUGGACAUUGCAGAACCUCUGCUUACCCUCAAACGUCUCCUGGAAGUGCGACUACAGUGCUCUCUGUCAGAGCACCAGUUCUAUUUGCAAGACAGUAUACAGCUGGAUGCCAACAAGAGCCUGGUAGAUCAGUGUGUGCAGGGAGACGGCAUGGUGCAGAUCAACCUUGAAGUCAAGUCACAGCCAGCAGGUGUCAAGCCUAAAAUUAACAUCCUGGACAUACUGAAGACAGCUGAUGAAGUGGAGACUCAGCCAGUGGAGCCAGUCCCAGCGGUUACUCAGCAGAUUCAGCAGGCCAACACAAAGGUAGUUAUCCCACUACCAGAAGAGUCGGAGAACGUCACACGGUGGAUCGUGGACCAGAACUUCCGCAGGGAACAGGAGAGACUGAAAAUACCCUUUGACCCAGUUCAAUGGAGUGAGGUGCAUGUCCGGCACUGGAUCCAGUGGGCAGUGAAGGAGUUUGCCCUUCAGGGCGUGGACAUCGACAGCUUCCGCUUGGACGGCAAACAGCUGACUGAACUCACACACCCAGAGUUCAUCAACUUUAUCCCACACGAUCCGGGCGACAUAUUCUGGACCCAUCUUGAGCUGCUUCGCAAGUGUAAAUUUGUUGCCGUGAUGCAGCAGCCGACACCUCAUGCCAUCACAACCAUCACAGUUUCCACAUCAGACACAGAAAAUCGUGUGAGAUCAUUAUCCAAAUCAUCCCGUCCAAGGUCUCCCAGAAUCACAGGAGAAGAACGUUUAUCUCCAGGAAACAGAACAGGUAACAACGGUCAGAUCCAGCUGUGGCAGUUCCUCCUGGAGCUACUGACAGACAAGGACUGCCGGGAGAUCAUCCAGUGGGUCGGGGACGAGGGAGAGUUCAAGCUCAACAACCCCGAGAUGGUGGCCCAGUUGUGGGGGCAGAGGAAGAACAAACCUACCAUGAACUACGAGAAGCUCAGCCGUGCCUUACGUUACUACUAUGAUGGGGAUAUGAUCGCAAAGGUUCAUGGGAAGAGGUUUGUCUACAAGUUUGUGUGUGACCUGAAGAUGUUGCUAGGAUACAACGCAGGAGAGCUGAACAGACUGGUUGGGGAGUCAGCAGAGAAAAAGCUACAACGAGUACGGGAGAACCUACGUCCCCUGGGUGUGAAACGGGUGGAUCAGAAGACCCAGACCAUGUGCUAGACUGUUCCAAGCCUUAUAACUAGCUGUAUUAAGCAGUAGGACUGGGUGCUGUCUUGUAGCACUAGAACUACUCUCGUUCACAGAUGACGUGUGGAAACCAGAACAAUGACCAACCGGUGCCAUGACUGGACGCCCUGAUUUAUUCGAUGACCAGUGGGCAGCUACAGUGCUUUGUACAGAUAAACUGAAUUCCAUUGUGAGAUCUCAGCUGGGAGGUCAGCCAUGUGCUGCCCAUCUGUCCUGGGCUCUGUGUGUGUUUGUGUGAGAGUGUGAGUGAAGAAUUCGUCUACUCCUGGGUGAAAAGCUACUGACAUUCACUUAACUAAUUUCUCCUGAUGUAGGGACGCUGUUAUGGGAGUAUGGUGCAAGAUAUUAUAAACCCAGGGUUUGAAUAGUAAGAUGAUGAUUUCCUUCUCUAAACUGACUGAAAUAGUUCCUUAGCAAACUAUGUUUUCUUUUUAAUUGACUAACAGGAUCGGGUGGGGAUUUGGUUUACACAUGUCAUUGUAUCCCAAUUGCAUAGAUCGAUGCUCAUGCUGUUGAUCACUGGAUUGUCUGGUCCAGACUCGAUUAUUUACAGACCGCCCCCAUAUAGCUGGAAUAUUGCUGAGUGGCGGCGUAAAACUAAACUCACUCUUUUUAAUUGACUCCAUAAUGCACUCAACCCACAAUGUAUAGAAUCAGUGGAAGGCCAAUGCAGCGUUAAGGUCCAACAAGAGAUUUAAGAUGGCUAAUACAGCUUGUGCAUGAUUGCAUUCCUUAAAACGGAAUGAUAACAAGUAGAUAGACUGCUGUCAUCACACUUUGUGUGUGUGGAUCCUAUUGUGUAUGUAUUUUUAUAUAUUUCCUUGACACUAUGUGGGAACAUAUAGUUUAAGCAGUCAAUUAAAAUGCAUGUUUGAAAUUGGUUGACUUAUGCCAAUAAAAUCUGCCCCAGUCCAAUAUUACUUAACAAGGCCAGUAUGAUAGGCAGGUAUCAAUAAAAUAUAAUAGAGUAUUUAUGGAGUUUUAGGGUUCAAUCUGUGAACUAAGUUUAAAUCAUUGCAGAUUAAAACACUACAUUAAAAAUUAGUUAUUUAAUUCCUUUUGUCAGCUGAUCGCCAAGACUUGCUUCAGAACUCCCAGACAAAGUGUCGGUAUAUCCAUGACAAGGUUGAUGUGAUGAAAUGAAGCCCUGAGUGAUGCUUGCCUGGCAUGACGAAUGUUGACUGUUUAUAUGUGAAUGUACGGUACAAUGCAUCCUACAUUACAUGCCCUGUUGGAAAAGUGGCUGAAGGCUUCAUCUGUUGCUGCUGUUUGUGGUCUUAAGAAGUGUUUUUAAUUUUUAAUGAAUAGGUGUGUAAAAUCAAUUGACAAAAGAGAAUAGCUUCAGUUGCUCAAACAACAUUAACAUUUAACAGAUUUAGUCAGUUUUGAAAUGAAGGUGCAAACAGGUACAAAAACGUUUUAGCAUCACUGGUAUGACCAAUAUCCAAUGGACAAUGUUGUUACUUCUGUCAUGGGUUUAAUCAUGCUUUAGGAAAUGGUUUCUGAUUGGUCGAUCAGAUUACCGGGGGCCAAUUGCAAAAGGUAUUUUAGGAAGUCAUGGCAAGUGACGUAGACUGUUGAAGCAUAUGGUUUCCAUUGGAUUGCUCAGAGUAUUUCACAAGUUCAUUAUUCAGGAUAAGUUCCCUUUGUCUCCGAAUGAGUGAAUAAUUAGUGUUUGCCUGUCCUGGGAUGAGUUCAUUAUUUAUAUAUGUCCACAAGCCUGAAGGGCCCCUUUAACUGUCAUCCAGCUGCAAGGCAACAUUAUUCUUCAGUAUGUCACCGACGUAGCUGAGAUCCCAGCCACAAGAUAUGCAUUUUCUUCAUCAUAUAUAUUCUGUUUCUGCUUCCAUUAUCAUUACCCCCAUGUUAUGAAUAUUUGUAAAUAUUAUUUAACAAUUUCCCCGACUCAGUUCCUUAUCAGUGCUAAGACACCUGUUUACAUUAGAAACGCCUACUUAAUUCUGAUAAGGAACAUUGUUUCUACACUGUUUGCAUGUGAUGAAUGUUCUUAUGUUGGGUGCAGUGUACCAUUGUAUGGCAUGCAUUUAGAGGGGGCAGGGGCUCUUACUAUAUUAGAUUAACAUAUUGCGCUGAAGGGAAACCAAGUUCUACGGAUAGUCAACUUCAUUAUUGCAGUGAAUGCGACGUUUUGGUGUAGAUAACCUUCUUGCGCCAAACAGAUAGCUUGGGUUAUCCGGAGUAAUAAUGUGCUAUGCUUUGAUUGUUAGCGCUAUCAGCAUACCUAGUAUGGAGUUUGGCGCGCUAUAUACAUGGACACAUUAUUAUUUAUUAUUCGAUACUAACACCGUUAUCAAGCAAGUGACUUGUUUGAUAACGGUGUUAUAUUUGCACCAAAACAUACUCGACACACUGAAACGUUCUCUAAACAAGUCACAAAGCUGAAGUUUAGUGUUAAAACAUGGACUUGGUUUUCAAUACCAUCAUCACUGUCAUGUCAUCAAAGCCCAUUUCAGCAUUCCAAUGUUUUGUUCUAUGACAACAAAUUUGGACACAAGGAUGCAUUAGUGUUACUCUACAUACAUGACACAUGUAAGGUUACUGCAGAACCAGCUUUCCUCAUGUCAUUGUUUGAGUACAAAUAUUGUAUAUAUCGUACACUGUCAUAAAGAUAUGUACUGGAUUGAACUUUACAGGCAUCCUGUAUGUGCUUUGUCAAUGGUUCCUAAAAAGUAAUCUUGUGUUAAAAUAUUGAAAAAGCAAGAUUUUGAUAGAAACUGUAGCAUUCUUUUCACGAGACUAGUUUGUGAAUUUCACCUAAAUGAUAACCUCACCCUCACCCCUGCAUUAAGCCAACCUAUUAUUGAAAUUAUGUUCAAAGUAGUGUUUUGACAUAGGCACACUUGCAUUCAUUCAUCUACUGAUAGUGAACUUACUUUUUCACUUUGUUGUACUGAUGUGUACUUGCAAAUACUCAUUUCUUGAGAAAAUAACACUAAUCUCAUUUGAGGUGUAAAUUUGAGCCUUGACAUUUCUGUGAUUGCAAAAAAAUAUUCCAUAGUUCUGUGAACAUUGACUAGACCUUUCCAUGAACUAGCAAAAUCCACUGAUUUAGUUAUGUAGAGUUUCAAUUUUUGUUAGACAUGUCAUUACAAUUAUUUUCACCCUUGUAUAUACAAUGCCUUUUAAAAAGUCGUCAGGCGUUAUAUUUUGGAUUACACUUUCUCAGUAAAGUCCCUAUUUCAGUACUCUUUUUAGUUCAGUCCAGUCCAGAGUCUAAUUCCUGGGAUUCUCUUUGGAAAGAGGAUAAGAUAAUCUUAAGAUAAUCUACUAUGACAAGCAUAUAGCAUUGAUGUAUUCUCUGGCAAUGUCUGGCAAGGUUUAAGAUGGGUCUUUAAGUUAACAGGAAUAACUAAUUUUUAUUUAACUGCAUGCUGUAUUUUUAUUUUUUUGUUUAUUUUUCCUUCAAAAUUGUGUUUAUCAAAGCACGAAAGAGCAACUGUUCAGAAUUAUAUUGAUUGUCAUCUAAGCAUGUGUAUCAAUGUUGGGUAAAAACUGCAUUAUAGUGAAGGGAACGUUUUACCUUGCUUACAUUACGAUCUUGUUUGUACAUAUUAACCAUAUCAAGUAUGACUUGUAACAAGUUCCAGCAUGAAGACCAUAGUCACUGUUAUCUCUAUGCACAUUAUUGGGUUUUUUGUAUAUAGUGACCGUAGAUGUCCCUGUACAUAGCGAUCAUGUAUGGUGUAAUUUCUUCAUAUGCGUCAGUUGUGAAGUAGAGCACAACUGGUUCUCAAACUGUGAACUGAAGUGUUUAAACACCAUUGUUAUUUCGACUGUAACACCAAAAUCUUACAUCAGAACUGCUUUUGAAACUGUGGUAUUUUGUCAUUUCCAUUGAUAUUUCCAGUGUUGAUUGGAGAACUGAUUGUGUUUUAUUUCUCAAGCAUUACCUUAUCGUCAUAUAUGAAAGCAUUUGUAUAUUAGGCACCAUCAAAUAUUCCUAAUAAAUCAUCAUUCAUUCAAAUAAA
Haliotis rubra (blacklip abalone) is the source of this 5623-nucleotide messenger RNA. Its product is annotated as GA-binding protein alpha chain-like. The record is from RefSeq and is a predicted model, not a curated record. The coding region runs from base 246 to 1607 and encodes 453 amino acids. Lineage: Eukaryota; Metazoa; Mollusca; Gastropoda; Lepetellida; Haliotidae. Gene Ontology annotation, biological process: cell differentiation; regulation of transcription by RNA polymerase II. Gene Ontology annotation, cellular component: nucleus. Gene Ontology annotation, molecular function: DNA-binding transcription factor activity, RNA polymerase II-specific; sequence-specific DNA binding. The transcript is spliced from 11 exons.